AAGGCCGGAGGAAGAUGGCGGCGGGGGCGAGGUGAGGCGCUGGCAGUGGAAAGGGAUUCGGGCGCGGGGGACCGGGGCACGCGGAGCGAUGGCUCGCGCCGCCCGCAGGGGUAGAUAAGGAGCCGCGGCCCCGUGGGUGUGGGAGGGAGGGAGGGAGGGGAGGACGGACGGGCGCCCGGAGAGUAUGACGGGGCUGUACGAGCUGGUGUGGCGGGUGCUGCACGCUCUGCUCUGCCUGCACCGCACGCUCACCUACUGGCUCCGCGUUCGGUUCGGCACCUGGAACUGGAUCUGGCGGCGCUGCUGCCGCGCCGCCUCCGCCGCGGUCCUAGCGCCGCUUGGCUUCACGCUCCGCAAGCCCCCGGCCGCGGGCAGGAACCGCCGGCCGCACCGGCACCCGCGCGGCCCCCACCCUCGGCUGCGCUGGCGCGCGGACGGCCGGUCCCUGGAGAAGCUGCCGGUGCACAUGGGCCUGGUGAUCACCGAGGAGGAGCCGGAGACCAGCUUCUCGGACAUCGCGAGCCUCGUGGUGUGGUGUAUGGCCGUGGGCAUCUCCUACAUCAGCGUCUACGACCACCAAGGUAUUUUCAAAAGAAAUAAUUCCAGAUUGAUGGAUGAAAUUUUAAAACAACAGCAGGAACUUCUGGGCUUAGAUUGUUCCAAAUACUCAACAGAGUUUGCAAAUAGUAAUGACAAAGAUGAUCAAGUUUUAAAUUGCCAAGUGGCAGUGAAGGUCCUGUCCCCAGAAGAUGGAAAAGCAGAUAUUGUACGAGCUGCUCAGGAAUUUUGCCAGUUAGUAGCCCAGCAGCAAAGUAAAUCCACAGAUUUGGAUGUGCAUAUGUUAGACAGUUUACUUAGUUCAAAUGGUUUUCCUGAUCCUGAUGUAGUACUGAAGUUUGGGCCUGUGGAGAGCACUUUAGGCUACCUUCCCUGGCACAUCAGAUUGACUGAGAUUAUCUCCUUGCCUUCCCACCUAAACAUCAGAUAUGAGGACUUUUUCUCUGCCCUUCGUCAGUAUGCAGCGUGUGAACAGCGUCUGGGAAAGUAGUGAUCCCUGCCUGCAUAAUUUGAUUUCAGGCUUUUGGAGAAAAGGACCUAAGUGAUUCUGAUGUUUACAAAGCAACUAUGAAACCCUGUACACACCUAGUUUAUAACCCUCAUAAUUUAUCAACAAACACAAAAAAGUGUCUUACUUGAGAGUAAGUAAGUGUGAGUGUGUGUGCGUGUGUGUGCGUGUGUGUGUGUAUGGAUGGAAAUAAACUUAUAAAUGGGAAGUGUUAGAGAAGGAAAUACAUGGACUUGCACCUCUGAGCAAGCAGCAGUAAUGUUAUAGGAGCUGAAAUUUCAGUUUUAAAGCCUUCAGCCCCAACUACUUCCCUGUUUUUGUAGGGACGUGAGUGGAUGUUUAGAGCUGUUAGAUUAUUAUUUUGGAGGGAGGGGGGAUUUUUUUUUUUUUCAGUCUUUCCUGAUGACCAAACCUUAAUUUUUAAGAAUAAUAUAUUGACUUAUUAAAUGGAAGCAUUGUGAGUUUGAGGGAUUUCCAGAGGAAUGGAGAUCUUUAUUGCUCACGUGUUAAAAACUUGCUCACCAUUGAAGCCCAAGGAAUACCUGUUUUCAGAUACCCGUCCUUUUUCAUCUCAUCGUUAUUGUCAAACAAUGUGACUGGAGAGUGUUGAUCCACUGUCUUCGUUCUGGGAUAUGAAGAUCACUUGAAAAGAACUCUUACAACAUUGAAAUGAAGAAUUUAAAGAAUUUUAAAAAUUUAAGUAUUAGGCAAUCCAGAAAAGGUGAAGAAGUUGGAAUCUGAAAAACAAAGGUGGAAAGUUUCCUAAUGGAUUUUUGUUGUUUGAUGGAUAGUGUGCUACAUAGUAUCCAAAGUUAUGUUAAAAAAAUAUUUCCACUAACUGUUUGUUUAAAAUAAGCAUUUGAGAGAAUAUAAGGCAGCUCUUUUCCUCAAAAGUAACCUGUUCCUCUUUGGAAUCACACAUUUAGGACCAUGUUAGUACCCAGGGUUUUUGCUCAGUAAAUCCUGGUGGUGACUUUCUGUCAAAGACCUUUAAGUGAGAUUGAGGGCUGUGUAGGUAAUAAAACAUUACCAAAGGCUACAAAAGUAAAUUAAUUCUACAUAUUCUCUUUCAUGACAGAGAACAGCACUGGUUCUGUUAUCUUUUUUAAAUAAAUAAAUGAUUUUUGAUAGGUAUUUAAUAUUUCUUUCCUCACUGCUGAUCCUUGAACAGAAACCAUUCUUUAUAUUUGAUGGACAGUUUUCAGAAAAAUCUUAACAACUGUAUAAUAAUUAUCUAAAAUUGUACAUUUAGAAUGGAGAAAUUUAAAUAGUAGGUCUCAAAAGUCUGAAAAAUAACAGAGAAGACUGUAUUUGGAAAGCAAGAUCUGGAAUUGCUUGUCAAAUUCUGAAGGUAUGAAGAAUAAAUGUUUCAACUUUGGAUUACAAAACCCCAUUUAUGAUUAAAAAUAUACUUGAAAUAAAAUUAUUAAACUAAAUUUUGGUUUAGUGAUAUUGCUUUGCACUUCAUUGUUCUUUUAACAUUGUAAGACUUUUUUUUUAAAGUCAGUUUAUUGCUGAAAGUUUUAUGUGAAGCUACAGCAUAUCUCUGAACUUGACCAGAGAAUUUUUUAUUUCUGUUCCCCUGUACAGUGAUUCGUGUUCUAGUGAGGAUUUUUUUUUUUUGCCUUAGUUUAAGACUGAAUUUACGGUUUUUAUAAACAUGUGUCUGGAAUAUGUAUAGCUUUAAUGAAUUAAAUGUAAUGGGCCCAAUUGAAAUGAAAAGAUAUAAUAUUUGUUAAAACGAUGUUAGUCAAAUAAAUUACCCACUGGGAUAUAGCCAAAGUUGCUAAAGGUUUAAUAGUUGUCUUUUACUUUAUUUUCUUCCAUUUUGUAGCAGUAUAGUGCUACACACCAGAGUGAAUCUAUAACCUGUGACUUAAGUUUAUUAUAGUCCUAGGAAGAGACCCUGAAAACAAGUUGCUAAGGAUUCUGAGUUCAGAUAUAGGCAUUCCAUAUCUUUCUCCUCAUGGGUUCAACUACUAGUACAAUCUCCACAACUUGAAUGGCAUUGGUCAUUCUGUAAUUCCUGCCAAAAUUAUCACUAGUUAACGCAUUAUCCGGGCUCCCUUGCACUCCCAAGAAGAACUGAUAAUUUUAAAGGAAAGUGUUGUUUUGUCUUUAUGUUUAUUGAAGGAUAUUGUUUAAAUAUCUUUUAAAUACUUUAUUGACACUCCCCAUAAUGGAAAAAUUUAUCAAAUUAAACCCACAUUCUAGAUGGCAGCUUGGAGCAUAGCAAGAAGUCAGGGGUUGAAAACUAGUCCCAAUCUGGUUUGAUUUUGUUUUUUAAAAAUGAUUACUGUUACAAAGUUUGAAAGCUGGUUUUGAUGCUAAUAGCAAAUUGUGUAUAUUGUGACUAAGGCAUAAUAGCCUGUCUUAAGAGAGGGAGGUGUUGUUAAUAAACAGUGCCAAAUACACUGUGCAUAUCUACAAAUUAAUCUUUGAAUGUAUGUUACUUGAUAGCUCCCUCCUCCUGUGUGAUGGUUCCAUGCCUAGUAAGAUCCUUGUGAUGUUUUGUAUGGCUGUAGACUUUGGUGACAUGUAAAUAAUGUGCAAAGCAAGUUUUUAUGAUUAAGGAAUCAAAUUUAUUGAAUUUUAUGAUUGAAAGUUGAAACUUAACAUGUAUGAACAAAACAAUAAAAGAAUAUACUCUUUUCAUGGACUA
Myotis lucifugus (little brown bat) is the source of this 3728-nucleotide messenger RNA. RefSeq names its product NUS1 dehydrodolichyl diphosphate synthase subunit (gene NUS1). The record is from RefSeq and is a predicted model, not a curated record. The transcript is spliced from 5 exons. The coding region runs from base 185 to 1048 and encodes 287 amino acids. Lineage: Eukaryota; Metazoa; Chordata; Mammalia; Chiroptera; Vespertilionidae. Gene Ontology annotation, cellular component: dehydrodolichyl diphosphate synthase complex; endoplasmic reticulum membrane. Gene Ontology annotation, molecular function: ditrans,polycis-polyprenyl diphosphate synthase [(2E,6E)-farnesyl diphosphate specific] activity.